This is a messenger RNA of Cuscuta epithymum, 1647 nucleotides long. The record is from the annotation of a GenBank genome assembly. Lineage: Eukaryota; Viridiplantae; Streptophyta; Magnoliopsida; Solanales; Convolvulaceae.
AUCGGCUGAAUCGGGUCGACAUCUUACUCCGAUCAACGAAGGUUUUAGGGUCUUCUUCAGGUGUGUUCCACCUAAAAUCUCUCUCCUGACCUCUUCUUCUGCUUCUGAUUUUUUUGUAAAGCGGAGAAAGGGGAAGGGGAGAGGUGUUAGCUUCCGACUUUUAGAUUUCUGGAUCGUCCUCAACCAUGGCUGCUCCUGAAGCUCCCGUUAACUAUGUCGGCGUAGCUAGAGAUUCCGCCGCUUUCCGUCUCAUGAAACAAAUGGGAUGGGAAGAAGGAGAAGGUCUAGGAAAGGAAAAGCAAGGUAUAAAAGGAUAUGUCAGGGUUAAGAACAAACAAGAUACUGCAGGUAUUGGAACAGAAGAGCCUAACAACUGGGCAUUUGAUACAACGCAAUUUGAUAGCAUCCUCAAAAGGCUGAAAGUGCAAGUAACUGAGAUGAAGAAGGAUGAAGUUAGUGGUAAUGAUGAAAUGCCUGUGCGUGAAGAGACAGAGAAUUCCCAAAACAGCAAAGAAACAGUUUCUAAAGUCACACGUCCACAAGGAAGAUAUAAGAAAAGAGAAAGAGGCAAGCAUGUCCAUUUGUACUCUUCUCAUGAUCUUGAAGGAAUUCUGGUAAAGAAGGCAAAGCCUUCACCAGCAGAUGAGGUUCAGAAUGUCGUAGAGGUAGUACAAGCAUCUCAAAUCCAGGUUCCUAGUGCCGAAGAUCAAGUGGUCACACCAGAUUGGUGGGGUCAUAAAUUUGGUUUUGUCAUGGGCGGUUUUCUAGGGGCACAAAGUAGGCAAAAGAAGUCAUCUGCUGCAGAUGAGCUAGAUUUCAGUAAGAGAACUACAUUCUGCGAGGAUGAUCAAGAAAAUCUCUACAAUCGUGCUCAAAAUAAAUCCACUUCUGGGAAACAAGGUUUGGGCAUCAAGGACAAGCCGAAGAAGGUUGCUGGUUGCUUCUUUCAGGGGAAAAAGACAUCUUUUGAUGACAGUGAUGUGGAAAAUUCCUCUGAUUCAAAUUUGCCAAUGAAAGCAAAAAAUAUUGACUUUUCCAGGUUUUGUGAGAAUGUUGAACCAAAAUUGAAAUUAAAAAAGUUAUGUAAGCACCUCCUUAAACAGGCACCUGGGAACUCUUUGAAACUAAAGAAACUCAAAGUUCUUAUUGAUGAUCAAUCAGCAGGGGUGUUUGACAACUUCUCUAAAAAAGAUGCUAUAGCUCAUUUGAAGCGCAAGCUUGAAGGCAGUGGCAAAUUCUCUGUGGAUGGGAAGCUAGUGUCUCUGACUUGAGAGGCUGAAAACAUCAUUGCAGAUUCGGGUGACACAUUCAUUGUACAUGUGAGUGAGAUACCAGUUAGAUCAUGAUAUGUUCGCAGGCGGGAAUAGAAAGUCACUCAUUUUAUAGUAUUUUCAGUUUUGUACUUUUUAAUAAUAUAGGAUUCUGAGGGAAAGGAUAGGUUUGGAGGUCUGUUCAUAUUGAAAUUUAAUUCUAGCCUUAAACCUAUCAAAUUUUGGUACGGAGAAACCGUUUUGAAGCUUGGUUUGGAGAUGUAAUGCUACCUUUUUUGUGUUACAAGGAACUUAGUACCUUUCCACGACUGAGUCACUUGCUAACCAUAUAAACCGCCAGUUACCAUGGGUGGGCAUGUGUCGGUCUAGGUUGGGC